GAUGAAAGUAAAGGUAGAUGACAGGAAGGUUAAUGAAGACACAAAGAUCGGACGGUGGGGAUUGAGUUGUUGCUUGUUCAAAGUUUACGGCUUUUAUAAAUCUUGACUCCAUACUUUCGCUUACUCACACUGUUAAUCCUCCUCAACCUCAACAACAAUCAAACCCACCCUUUGAAUUUUCUCUCGUAAUCAUCUACAAAUCAAACCCCAAUAUUAUUUAAUGUUCGUCAAUCCACUUUUGGCAACAACUAUGAACAACAAAUUGUCACAGAAGAAAACCUACCACUAGACUUUUCAUUUCUCAAUUUUCAAUUCUUAAUUUUUUAUCAAAUCAAUUUUGUACUAGCCCUUGAUGGGGCAUUGCUGCAGCAAAAACGCCGUCGUUGUGAAGCAAGAAACCCCCGCCGGAUCCGCCGGAGAAAACCCACCACCGCCGCGCAGCCCGAAACCGCGUACGCCGUCGCCGGCGGUCGGAAACGGGAUCAACGGGAGGUCCGGGAGCACAACCCCGAAUCACUCUUUCACCGGGAGCCCAUGGCAGAGUUAUCCGGCGGGUGUGCCGCCGACGCCGUCACCGGCGAGGACGCCGAAUCGGAUGUUUAAGUGGCCGUUUCCGCCGCCGUCUCCGGCGAAGCCAAUCAUGACGGCGCUUUUGAAGCGGCAGGGGAAGAAGAAGGAGAAUACUCCGGCGGAGACGGCGGUUAUACCGGAAGGGGAGGGGGGUGAUGGGGAGAGAGCUUUGGAUAAGAGUUUCGGGUACCCGAGGAAUUUCGGGUCGAAAUACGAGUUGGGGAAGGAGGUGGGAAGAGGGCAUUUUGGGCAUACUUGUUGGGCAAAAUGUAAAAAGGGUGUGUUGAAGAAUCAAGCUGUUGCUGUCAAGAUUAUUUCUAAAGCAAAGAUGACGACGGCUAUAUCGAUCGAAGAUGUGCGUAGGGAGGUGAAGCUGUUGAAGAGUUUAUCUGGUCAUCAGCAUAUGGUGCAGUUUCAUGAUGCUUUUGAGGAUGAUCAGAAUGUAUACAUAGUUAUGGAAUUGUGUGAAGGGGGAGAACUUCUUGAUCGUAUUUUAGCAAGAGGUGGAAGAUACACAGAAGUUGAUGCAAAAUCGAUUGUAAUUCAAAUUUUGAGUGUGGCUUCUUUUUGUCAUCUUCAGGGUGUCGUGCACCGCGAUUUAAAACCUGAGAAUUUUCUUUUCAGCACACGGCAAGAAGAUUCCGCAUUGAAGGUUAUAGAUUUUGGUUUAUCGGAUUUUACAAGACCAGAUCAACGGCUUAAUGAUAUUGUUGGCAGUGCAUACUAUGUUGCCCCAGAAGUACUCCAUAGAUCAUACAAUGUGGAGGCAGACAUUUGGAGUAUCGGUGUUAUAACUUAUAUAUUAUUAUGUGGUAGCCGACCUUUUUUUGCUCGAACUGAAUCCGGAAUCUUCCGUUCCGUGUUAAGAGCUGAUCCGAAUUUUAACGACUCCCCUUGGCCUUCGGUAACUCCAGAAGCCAAGGAUUUCGUCAAACGACUUCUUAAUAAGGAUCAUAGGAAAAGAAUGACCGCUUCGCAAGCCUUGACUCACCCAUGGUUAAGAGAUGAAAGUCGUGCAGUCCCUUUAGACAUAUUGAUCUACAAAUUAGUGAAAGCGUAUCUUCGGGCCUCGCCUUUGAAGCGUGCAGCACUUAAGGCUCUCUCAAAAGCUUUGACCGAGGAUGAGCUCAUUUACUUACGGGCCCAGUUUAAUCUAUUGGAACCAAAAGACGGAUGUGUAUCUCUAGACAAUUAUCGAACGGCUCUUGUGAAACAUUCAACUGCUGCCAUGAAAGAAUCAAGGGUCCUUGAUAUCUUGGAUUCGAUGAAGCCUCUCACUUAUACUCGAAUGACAUUUGAAGAGUUUUGUGCCGCUACAAUUAGCCCGCAUCAACUUGAAGCGCUUGAAAAUUGGGAAAUGAUUGCCAGUACAGCUUUUGAAUAUUUUGAACUAGAAGGAAAUCGCAUCAUUUCAGUUGAUGCAUUAGCGCAGGAAAUGAAUGUGGGACCCUCGGCACACUCGAUACUGAAGGAUUGGAUAAGAGGUACAGAUGGAAAACUCAACUUUCUUGGAUAUGCGAAGCUUUUGCAUGGUUUGACGAUUCGUAGUUCCAACACAAGGCAUCAUUAAGACUAAAUAGGAGGAGAUUAUCGUUUGUUUGUUUGUUUGUUUAUUAUUCUUGAUUGUUUUCCGAUGCAUAAACAAAGAAGAUAGGGCGAUGCGAUAUGCCCUUGAGAUUGACUGAUCAUAGCAGCAUGUUGGUGACUUCUGUCAUUUUAGCCAAAUUGAUGUAUUGUGACUGUUGUUUAAAGAAAUUGUAAAGGUCACUUUAUUUUUUCCAGAUUAGUAGCUUUCAUCUUA
Molecule: messenger RNA, 2371 nt
Organism: Helianthus annuus (common sunflower)
Lineage: Eukaryota; Viridiplantae; Streptophyta; Magnoliopsida; Asterales; Asteraceae
Product: CDPK-related kinase 4
Exons: 11
Coding region: 353-2140 (595 amino acids)
Biological process (GO): protein autophosphorylation; peptidyl-serine phosphorylation; intracellular signal transduction
Cellular component (GO): cytoplasm; nucleus
Molecular function (GO): calcium/calmodulin-dependent protein kinase activity; calmodulin binding; ATP binding
Source: RefSeq, a predicted model, not a curated record